UAAUGUAAAUAUUAUAAUUUAACUGUUAUAAGACUUUAAAUUCAAAAUAUUACUUUUCUUCCCUAUCUAUGUCCCAUACAUCAUCGAUUAUUGCAAAAAGCUCUCAGAAUUAUUCAUAUCAAUAUUCAACCUUUCAUAUGCAACAAUUCUGAAAGAAAAUUAUUACACACAUCCAUGUUGACUCGCAUUGUCGUUACUUCACUAUUGUUGAUUAAUUCUGAAAGAAUUCUACAAUUUAUCAUAUAAAAUAUUGCAGCAAAAAUGUUUUUGAAACCUUUCACACCUAAUAAAAUUACGUAAAGAGCAGUACGCGGCACUGUCACUAGAUAAACGCAACGGGGAGUUUUUUCUUAAAAUUAAAAACCAUACAAAAUAUUAUAAAGGGUGCAGCAUAAUGAGAUUUUUCAUUUGUGUUUUAAUAAGAUAAUUCUUUGAAGGUACAGAGUUCCCAAAGUUGGGCUUCAAGAUAAAAAUAAAUAAAAUAUAUAUAAAGAUAUAUAAUAUUUGGAAGCAUUAUGACGCUUAUAAGUGCUAUACUCGUUGCUUUGGCAUGUAUCGUCAGUUACUUCAUUUGGAAAUAUAUCUGUCAAAUAUUUCUUCUUGGAAAAUUCAAUCUGCCUGGUCCAAAGAAACUUUCCGAUAUCUUUCCUGAAACAUCUAAUGGAGUAUUAGAUUUUAUAGAUACGUUGGGGAAGCAUUAUCCAUCUCCAUUCCAAAUGCGAAGAUGCUAUAUGCCAAUCGUUAUAUUAUAUGAACCCAACCAAAUAAAGACUGUCUUACGACAUUGCUUAAACAAAGGUAGACUGUAUAAAUUUGCAAUACCAUUGUUUGGCAUGGGAAUAGCAUCACUUCCUGAAUCUACAUGGCCUCAACAUCGAAAAAUAAUAGCACCAAGCUUUAAUUCAAACAUGGGAGAAUUUUUUAAUAUAUUUGUCAAACAUGCUUUAAUAUUUGCAAACGAAUUAGAAGAUGUCGGAUUAAAUGGAAACGAAAUUAUGUUAUUUAAACAUACAAUAGCGAAUGCUAUAAACAUUGCUUGCUCUACGCUCGGCAUCGAAAUGAAAACAGACAUAAGAGAUAAAUGUCUUACAAAUAUUGAAAGAUACAGAGAUAUUAUGAAACAUAGAUUUUAUUCUACAUGGAUAAAUCCAUUUCUGUAUUUUGAUUUUAUAUUUAAUUUCACUACUUUGGGACGCGAACAACAAAAGAUUGUAAAGUCAAUGCAUUCUUUUAUUAAUAAGAUAACACAACAACAACUACAAUUAAAUAAAUUGCAUGAAGCCGAAACUAAUACAAUUAAUAAAACGUUUCUCGACAAACUGAUGGAAAUAUUUCGUAAAAAUAAUUUUACAGAAAAGUUAAUUCGCGAUAAUAUUAUCACGCUUAUUGUGUCGGCCAGUGAUACAAUCGGUACUACGUUACACUUUGUUGUCUUCAUGUUAGCAAAUUUUCCAGAAAUACAAGUAUGUAUAUAAAAUUUCCAACACAAUCGAUUGAUU
Molecule: messenger RNA, 1499 nt
Organism: Wasmannia auropunctata (little fire ant)
Lineage: Eukaryota; Metazoa; Arthropoda; Insecta; Hymenoptera; Formicidae
Product: cytochrome P450 4C1-like
Exons: 10
Coding region: 516-1475 (319 amino acids)
Molecular function (GO): oxidoreductase activity, acting on paired donors, with incorporation or reduction of molecular oxygen; iron ion binding; monooxygenase activity
Source: RefSeq, a predicted model, not a curated record